AAGGGGUGCGCUCCGCCGGCCGCCGAGCCGCACUUGUCCAACGUGGAAAACCCAAAUACCAGUUUCAAACACUUGGGAAACAUUCAGCCCCGCUGCGCAGCGCGCAUGCGCCUCGGCCCCCUCCCCCGGCGACGGCCCCGCCCCCCCGCCGCAUUCACGCCCCUCACCGUCCCGGGCCCCGGGGGCUGCGGGCCCGAGGCCGGCCCGCGAGGGGGCGUGGCCUUGCCUGUCACUUCUGCCAGGGGCGAGGGUCGCGGAGGGGACAGCGUCAGGGCCGCUGGGGCGGGGACGGCGGGCGAGGCGCAAACUUUACUAGGAGUUUUUGGCACUUGGAAGCAGAGCCCGUUGGGUGGCGCAGCACGCCCGCCGGGAAACGCAGGGGAGCUGCCUGUUUCGCUGAAAACCCGACCAGGACCUAACGGGCCGCGGGACAGCAGCCUCCGAGACCAUGGCACGCAGCGACUAACAGAACCCGCUCCUCAGCCCCUGACUCUCUUCGUCCCCGCCCCACAGCGCGGUAUAAGUAUGGCCCGAAACAGAACUGGCAACCACAGUAGCCAAUCCACUUGCCAACCUCACUUUGACAGCCCAAUCAAGAUGAAGAGGAGGCGGGGAGACCGUGAGUAAUGCCCCCCGGACUCUUACUACUAGAAACCCAAGUCCUCCGGGAGGCGGAAGGAAAAGGAGGGCCGGGCACGGGCGGAAGUGGCGGCGCAUGCGCACUGGCACCCUCUCGGUGUCCUCCGAGCUGAGGCCGCGGAGUGCGCGGGAGACCUACCAAUUCCUCGGCGGGACCACCACUCCCAGCAGCCUAGGCGGCUCCCGCGCCUGCGCCAUCCGUCACCGCCCUCCCUUUGUGUCGCCUCCCGGUACUCAGUUUGGAACGGCUUGGAGACAAAGGGGCACAAGAGGGAAGCUGCUUCCUAGUGCCGAGCCCCAUAAGAGGUGGAUAGGCCCGAGGGGCGCCUUCCCUACCCCUUAUCUCUUCCCGCCCUGUGCCACGAACACCGCUCUCGGAGGCUGCUCCCCACAUUUGGAAAGGCCGCCAACAGAAUGCAGACAUCCGGUCGGCCGGCGUCCUGAGGCCAUUCGGCUCCCCAGCCGCCCCUCCCCGCACCCCAUCCCCAUCGCCUCUCUGCCCUCCCGAAGCUCCCGGAUUUUGGGCUUUCUGAGAAGCCCGGACGCCACGCGAGCCCGUUGCCUAGGCGACCGGCCCCGCGCGCCGCCCCGCCCCCUUCCGGUCAAAGGGCCGGCCCCUCCUGGGCGUGGCCUCGCGUCUUUGUGCGCUGCCCGCCAGCGCUGCGGUUCCUAAGCGGCCUCGGCCUCGGCCUCGGCUUCCGCCUCCGCACGGCUGCAGUCGCCGCGGGUCCACUCCGGGGUGGACCCGAGAGCUGUGCUCGCCACGCUUGGCUGCCUGGUUUUCGCUAGUUUUCUUCCGCUCUGAACCCUGGUCUGUUUGCAUUGGGUGUUUUUCACCAAGUCGGAGAACGGUGCCUUGUCAUUUUUCACCUUUCUCACCGGACUUUCUCUUUUCCGGAGAGCCGGGUUGGUGGUGCUGCCUGUGUAUUCCACGAACCUAAGUAAGCCCUGUCCCCAGCCCUUGCAGUGUUUCUGUGUCAACUCCACGCCAGCGCGCUUCUCCACUUUUUCUUAGCCUUUUAAUUUGGACAGGGUCGGAUUUCAGUUGCAAAGCAGAGUGCACAGCUUUAGACACAAAAUAACUGCAGUUGAAAUGGAUACACAUUCUCGUGGUAAGAUUUGGAAACGUGGUAUUUGAUGGAACCCUGUUGUGACAUCUAAAACUAUUUGCAUUUUUUAAAAAAAGUAUUCUGUGUAAUCCAGUAAAAAUUUGGAUUCGUCCAGUAUUUAUAGAGUAGAUUAUUAACUGCAGUGGUGCUCAUUCAAGCGCCCUGCAGGGUAUUUUGUGCUAUGGAUGUGAGUACGGCAAAGAGACUGAAUUGAGUUGUUUUGUACUUGGAAUCGGAUUGUUCACGUUGGAACGUUGCUGCAAUGAUAAACGGAUGGAUACUCUUUACACUUU
Macaca mulatta (Rhesus monkey) is the source of this 2041-nucleotide messenger RNA. The record is from RefSeq and is a predicted model, not a curated record. Lineage: Eukaryota; Metazoa; Chordata; Mammalia; Primates; Cercopithecidae.